AUGGCCAUCGCCAUGACCUGGCACAAACCCGAUAAUGUUGCCGGCUCAUCUGCGCCGGCGAUCAUGAUAGGACUAUUCGUCGCGACAGGAGGACUCUUAUUCGGUUAUGAUACUGGUACAAUAUCUGGAGUAAUGGCAAUGCAUGCCUUUCGCAAACAGUUUUCGACUGGUUACGUUGACCCGACCGACAAUGAGUUAUCGAUAUCGCCUGGACAAUCCGCCCAAAUCGUUGCGAUAUUGAGUGCCGGGACAUUCUUAGGAGCAUUACUUGCGGCGCCACUGGGUGAUAAUAUUGGACGACGAAUAUCUCUCAUCAUCGCUGUCGGUAUAUUUUGUAUUGGGGUGGCACUACAGACUGCUGCAAUGCAUAUCCCGAUGCUUAUAGCUGGAAGAUUCUUUGCGGGCUUAGGUGUUGGAAUUAUAUCGGUUCUCGUCCCUUUAUACCAAUCGGAAAUGUCACCGAAAUGGAUUCGCGGAACUUUGGUAUGCGCAUACCAACUCGCUAUCACUUGUGGAAUUCUCCUCGCGGCCGUUGUCAACAUAUUUACCGAAGGUAUUGAUGGCGCAAAUGCCUUUCGAAUUCCCUUUUCGGUCCAAUUCGUAUGGGCAGGCGUUCUCUUCCUUGGCCUUGCUCUCUUACCCGAAACCCCUCGAUAUCUCAUCAAACGUGGUCAACAUCAGGCUGCUGCUUCCUCGUUAAGUCGUCUUCGUCGCCUUGACAUAACACAUCCUGCUUUGAUCGAAGAAUUGGCCGAAAUUGAAGCAAAUCAUGAGUAUGAGUUGAGCCUAGGUCCAUCAUCAUAUAAAGAUAUUUUCCUAGGCUCGCCGCAUCUCGGGCGUCGACUUUUGACAGGUUGUGUUUUACAAAUGCUUCAGCAAUUGACUGGAUGUAAUUUUAUUUUCUACUAUGGUACGACUUUCUUCAAGAAUGUCGGAAUCUCAUCACCUUACGUUAUUCAACUUAUCUCCAACAUCGUAAACACUGUCUCAACUCUUCCCGGUAUGAUUUUAGUCGAGUCCUUGGGCCGACGUCGUCUUCUCAUGGUAGGGUCAGCAGGAAUGGCAGUUUGUCAUUUCUUGAUUGCAUCGGUUGGAACCGCAGCACAGGAGGAGGCGAGAGCUGUGAAUAUAGUCAUCAUUGUAUUCGUCUGCUUGUUCAUCUUCUUUUUUGCUUCAUCCUGGGGACCCGUCGUCUGGGUUGUCACGUCAGAAAUCUUCCCAUUGAAGGUUCGAGCAAAGUCCAUGUCAAUAUCCACUGCUUCGAAUUGGCUUCUCAACUUCGCCAUCGCUUAUAGCGUUCCAUAUAUGACCAACAACGGUCCCGGUUAUACAAAUCUUCAGACAAAGAUCUUUUUCCUCUGGGCUUUCUUUUGUGUAAUUGCCUUUGCAUUCGUAUGGGGAAUGGUUUAUGAAACGAGCAAGAUCAGUCUUGAGCAGAUCGAUGAGUUGUAUGAACGAGUUGAACAUGCUUGGAAUAGCAACAGCUUUGAACCUAGUUGGAGUUUCCAAGAAAUGCGGGAUGAGGGCGCAUCUGCGAGUGGCAUUCAACUACAACUACAACUCGCCACUCAAGAAGAGCCGAGGAGACGAACGGGUACAAGUGCAAGCGCAACAGGAAGUGAGGGCACCAUGUCAGAGGAAGAUAAAAUCAUUGCAGGAUUAGGCGAUGUGGAUUUGAGUUAUUAA
Sclerotinia borealis F-4128 is the source of this 1686-nucleotide messenger RNA. NCBI's taxonomy places the organism in Eukaryota, Fungi, Ascomycota, Leotiomycetes, Helotiales, Sclerotiniaceae. The record is from the annotation of a GenBank genome assembly.